UAGUGGAAGUUACUGGACGUGGAGAGUUGUUGACAUUUCUCUGGGUCAUUACAAAUGCUAAGAUUAUAACAUAGACAUAAUUGUUCAUAAAGGUUUGACAUAAAUGUCGUUCGUUUUUAUCCUUGUAAAACUGGGGUCUGUUUAUAAAAACACAGCGCUAAUGAAAUGUUAGCCUAGCAUUCAGGUAACCAGCCAGGAAGGACAAGCUAACCAGCUAACUAAAGCUACAAGACAAGUGUAUUACACACAGAGUUUUACAAAAAUGGACUCCAAUGGCAAACCGUCCACAGGCCAGCUCUUGCUUUUGGCCACCAGUUCAGCUCUCACUGCUCUUCUGUACUCAGUGUACAGGAAGAAGUCCAGCAAUGCCACCAGAUUAAGAGAAGCCAAGAAAAUAUCAUUAGAUCAAGAUCUGCAGAGCAUCCUCGCCGAAGCUCCGGGCAAAUGUAUACCGUAUGCCGUUAUAGAAGGAGUGGUUCGGUCUGUUAAAGAAACCUUGAGCAGUCAGUUUGUGGACAACUGCCGAGGCGUGAUCUCCAGACUGACGCUAAAGGAGAAGAAAAUGGUGUGGAACCGGACCACUCACAUCUGGAAUGACUACGAGAAGGUCAUCCACCAGCGCACCAACACCGUGCCCUUUGUCCUGGCGUCACACGACGACGAUAUAACAUCCACCGUGCGCGUCAUCCGCCCCCUGGAUGCCGAUCUGGACCUGGAGAAGACCUUCGAGAACUUCCACCCGGCCACGAGCUCCUUCACCAGCAUCGUGGGUCACUUCCUGAGCGGCGAGCGGCCCCAGGGCGUGACUGAGAUGGAGGAGAUGCUGCGGCUGGGCGCAAACAUCACCGGCGUGGGCGAGCUAGUGAUGGACGGCGGCAUGGUGCGCCUACAGCCGCCCAAACAGGGCCUGGCCUACUUGCUGAGCAACCUGGAUUACGACACGCUCCUGGAGAACCACAAAAGAAGCGUGAGGCUCUGGAGAAUCCUGACGGCGCUCACGGGUCUGGUGGCGUGCGCGACACUGGCGUACGUACUGUGGAGGCGCUACACCUGGCACAGGGAGAAAAAAAAGGAGCGGGAGAUGAUCGAGGAGAUCGAAGAGCAGAGGAGGAGGAGGACAGACGGGGAAGAGGAAGGCAUGCAGGUCGGAGCUUGUGUCGUGUGCCUGAGCCACCAGCGCUCGUGCGUCUUUCUCGAGUGCGGCCACGUGUGCUCCUGCUGGCAGUGUUACCGCGCGCUGCCUGCGCCAAAGAAGUGCCCCAUGUGCCGGGCUACUAUAGACCGCGCGGUGACCCUGUACAGCAGCUAAAUCGUCUCUGAAAAGAGAAAAACUUUAGGUUUAAAAAUUGUCCAGCAUGGUUACGGGUGCUACGCUAAUACCGGGUGAAAAUCAAAGUCCCUUAUUUAGCCUCCUCUUUAAGCACAACACCAAAUGGGACAUGCAAUCUGCUCAUCAUAUAUACACUAUACAGCGGUACCACGGGAUACAAAUUUAAUCUUUUCCAGAGACAGGUUCCAAAGGCAAAAAAAAAAAAUUAGGUGCAGAUAAUCUGUUCCAAUCACCCCCAAAAAAUACCAAUAUUACCAAUUUCCAAAAUUGUAAUCAUAUUUUGACAUAUAAAAACAAUUAAAAGAUUUAGAAAAGACGUAAAUUUAGUAAAAUAUAUAAGAAAUAGACUUUAAACCAUGUUUAUCAUUCAUUUUUUCCUUUUGCCGCCGACCGCUAAAAAACUUAACUGAAAUUGGCUCCGUUUUCUUCUUGCUACCGUUCUUGAUAACAUUAUUGCGACCCAUGGUGCUACUGUAUGUUCUGCACAAAAUGCCAAAAAGAAUAAAAAAUGUAACUCGCUUCGCUUGGCUUUCCACUGACGCAAACAAUUUUAGUACAGCUCCCGGACAUACGCGCUCAUAUGCUGAAAAUGCUUCAAAUGCGGUGAUAAAUUCCUUGCAAAAUUUCAGUUCUUAAGGUGAAAUUUCUUUAGGUCGUGUUCAUAUGCCGAGGUACCGCUGUACACGCAGAGAGAGAGAGAGCUGAUGAAUAAAAAAAUUGCGAUAAACAGAUGCUUAAAAUACCUCAGUAACUCUCACAGUCAAGGAAUUAUUUGGUGUAUAAGAUUUGCUUUAUUUCACAUAAACUAUGAUGCUGACAUACGGUACGAUGGAUUCAUUUUCAGCAGGUGAUUCUGACUGGGUUCAGUCAGAGUGUUAGAACAAGCGUUCCUGCUCUGAUGACUGCUGCCAAAGAGAGAAAGACAGGAUGAAACUUAAACAAUAUGAAAUGUGCAGGUUGAUAAUCAUCAUAUCUGUUCUAAAAUCGCUAAUGGAUUAAAGCAUUUGUAUAAUUUAUUAAACUAUAUCAGCACUUCUAUUAAAAAUAGGAGAAAAGUCUGCUGAUUUACUUGACCUCUGAAAGUGAUUUAUAUCUGUGUAAAGAUAGAGCAAUAUGAUGGUGGGUGAUUUUUUUUUUUUUUUUUUGGAGCUGGUAUAUACACUAUAUGGACAAAAGUAUUUUCCUAAACCUGCAAUGACAUUGACAUAUCCAAAUACAUAUACUUUAGUAUGGAGUCGGUCCCCCUUUUGCGGCUUCCACAAUAGUAAAGGGCCUUCCCCAAACUGUUGCCACAAAGCCAGAAGCAUACAGUAGUAUUGUCCAAGAUGUCUUUGUGUGCUGAAGCAUCAAGAUUGUCCGUCACUGGGAGUAAGGGGCCUGACUAAAACACCAAAAUUCAAUAAUUAACAGUUUUGUCCAAAUACAUUUGUCCAUAUUCAUAGGAAAGGUUUGACACAACAAGCUUUAUGCACAACAUACUGUACCUGGUAAAUAGAUUGUUCAGGGGCUUUAAAAUGCUUGAAAAUCUUCAUUUUCUUUGAAAAAAAAAAGAUUACUUUUCAUAAAAGGCUUCAAUAAAGUUUUCUUUUGAUGAAUCAUAAAUUAAAAAUCUUGGCUGAAUUCUUCAAUAAAUAAAAUCAGAGCAGUGGAGUGUUCAGUUUCAGCUUCAGAUUUUCCCUGUGGAAAAGUAUUUAGGAUGAAAGAUGAAUUUUUGCGUGUGUGUGUGUGUGUGUGUGUGUGUGCAUGUCUCGUUAACUUCAAAAGAAUGUGAAAGAACCAACAUUUAUAGCUGCUAUCUUCCAACCAUGUAAUUGCUGGAAGAUAUGCGCAGAUACAGUAUAAGAGGAAGCAAAUCAUUUCAGCCAUGAUGUUAGGGAAAAUAAUCAACUCUGGGCUUGUGAUGGUUCAUUAAACAAAAUUUUUUACUACUGUAAUUAUUACUCUGCUUUAUUAUUAUUUUUCUAGAAUGGUUGAAGGUGGUAUUCAUAUUGUUUAACCUCUAGUCCCAGCACAAAUAACCAGCCCCACCCUUUUUCCCCACCCAAGGUUCUCCGGUCAGUUCUGUCGAAAAGAGGCUUGUGAAUGCUUUCGCAUUAAUUUUGAUUUGAUUUUAAGGCAGGAGCCUAAAACGGUUAACUGCUUCUGAAAAUAUAUUUGCAUUUUAGUCAGUGUAAUGUUUGUCAUAAAGGAUAGAUUCACAAUAAGAAUUUACCUUGACCAAAAGAGGGCGCUGUCUAUCUAUUAUCUGCAGGACCUUGCAUAAGUAAUUAGACUCCUUGAACUUAUUUUAUAGUUUUCUAACCUGGAAUUGACGUACAGUAAACCUCAUUUGGAUGUAUAUUAUUUGAUAGAUAGAAUAUUUCUAACAUUUUGACCAUCAGCUGCUGAGUGUAGAACCACUUCCCUUCAAUAUUAUAGGUUACAAAAAUAAAGGUAUUUUUCUUUGUGGCUGUGCCAUCUACACCUGGAAAUGUGAAUGAAGUCUACAGUAAAUUUAGGUCCACUGACAUUGCCUUGAAAAGUAACACAGGCCCCUUCUCAAGUAAUAGUUACAUACCGAAGGUACAGAAACAUUCCUUGAUGGUAUCAUGGCAGCAACCAGGGCAAAUUGUGGGGAAAAUGUCAAACAGAUGAAUGGGGGUAACUCACAGGUUAAGGCACUGCUGGGCCCUUGAGCAAGAUCCUUAACCCUUUAAUGAUCAGAUGUACCAUGAGAUGAAAUGUAACCCGUCCUGGAUAAGGGCAUCUGCCAAAUGCUGGUUAAUGGCAUUAUUUUUUUAAAUAAAAAAUAUGUAUUUAAAGUA
Molecule: messenger RNA, 4134 nt
Organism: Clarias gariepinus (North African catfish)
Lineage: Eukaryota; Metazoa; Chordata; Actinopteri; Siluriformes; Clariidae
Gene: mul1
Product: mitochondrial E3 ubiquitin protein ligase 1b
Exons: 5
Coding region: 263-1309 (348 amino acids)
Biological process (GO): protein ubiquitination; organelle organization
Cellular component (GO): mitochondrion
Molecular function (GO): ubiquitin-protein transferase activity
Source: RefSeq, a predicted model, not a curated record